Molecule: messenger RNA, 1743 nt
Organism: Tigriopus californicus
Lineage: Eukaryota; Metazoa; Arthropoda; Copepoda; Harpacticoida; Harpacticidae
Product: potassium voltage-gated channel protein Shab-like
Exons: 3
Coding region: 163-1731 (522 amino acids)
Biological process (GO): potassium ion transmembrane transport; protein homooligomerization
Cellular component (GO): voltage-gated potassium channel complex; membrane
Molecular function (GO): delayed rectifier potassium channel activity
Source: RefSeq, a predicted model, not a curated record
UGUGUUCACCGUUCAGCCUCCUAACAUUGAAGUCUUCCUGAACAUUGACCCGUUUGAAAAACUAGUCUCGUUCGUUAUGAGAAAUUCAUUCAAGACUAUCUUCGAGAAUUCCCACGUUGACCAGAAUCUGUACAUUACUUGUUUUGUGAACACCACCCCGAGAUGAGAAGCCUCUUGUUUGGUUCAAUUCCUAUUUCAACGUAUGAUCGCGCCAAAUAUUUGCAAGAAGAACUCUGUUGUCACAAGCAUCGCGAACACUGGCAACAUCGAGGCCGAAGGACUUCGUUCUCAAAGAUGGCCAAAUCCUAUUUGGUGCGGAAUGGCCAAUGCCUCACCGAAUGUAUCGAUCCGAUUUACAAGGACAAUCAAAGCGACGAAAUUGCCCAAAGCGAAGACUUGCUGAUUAUCAAUGUGGGUGGAAUGCCGUUCAAAGUGCUCAAAUCCAAUUUCUCCACUCUUCCUCGAACGCGUCUGUCACGUUUGGUCCGCGCAGUCUCGUCCCAGGAGAUCUUAGCUUUGUGCGAUGGUUAUACUCCAGGUCCACUUCCAGAGUUCUAUUUCAAUCGGAAUUGGACUUCGUUUAAUUCGAUUCUGGACUUCUACCGCAUGGGCACACUUCAUCUCACGGUAGACACGUGUGCCAUGGUCUUCAAGGAUGACCUGGCCUUCUGGGGGAUUGACGAGCUCUAUUUGGAUCCGUGUUGUGCUCUCAAAUAUUACCCUGAAAUCGAAGCCUGUUUCAAAGAGUUCAAAGGAGAUCAAAUGGCCAGACAACGCGAUGAAGAUCGAAAAAAGUACGAAAAUUUCGGGGACAGUCACAUCGGUCGAAUACGAGGGACCUUGUGGAGAAUCACAGAAUAUCCUGAGACCUCAUUAGCGGCACAGGUGGCUGGGUUUUCGUCUUUGGGCGUGGUGAUCAUCUCGACGCUCACUUUCAUUCUGCAGACGUUCCCUGAAUUUCAAGAAGACGACAUUGGUGCCAAAGAAAAUCCGAGUGUGGUUUUCGCUCUUAAAAUCAUAGAUGACCUCUCGAUCUCAUUCUUUACUCUCGAGUAUCUGAUUCGUUUCGCUUGCGCUCCACGCAAGUGGAUCUUUGUCAAAGAUCCCAUGAACUUAGUGGACUUAUUUGCCAUCAUACCUUUCUACCUGACCUUGGUCCUGGAUAGCAUGGAGGACAUGCAGAUCAUAGGCAAGGCCGGUAAGCUCGUCCGAUUGGUCCGGGUUCUGAGGAUAAUGCGUAUCUUCAAACUGGUGCGACACUUUGCCGGUCUACAAUCCCUGAUCUACACGUUGAACCAAGCCUACAAGGAGCUCGGUCUCCUCAUGCUACUUGUGGGUGUAGCUGUUCUGACCUUUGCCAGUCUGGUCUACUAUGCAGAAAAAGACACCUUGGACGAAGAUGGAUGGACUUUCUUGGACAGCUUCUGGUGGGGCAUCAUGACUUUGACCACCGUGGGCUACGAUCAUAAAAGCCCAAGAACUUUCAUGGGCAAAGUGAUUGGCGGUCUGUGCGCUUUGGUUGGGAUCUUUAUCCUGACUCUGCCCAUUCCGAUCGUGGUGAAUAGCUUUGCCAGUUACUACAAGAACCGCUUGUGGCGGAAUGAGGUCUCACAUCGACGAGCGGAAAAGUUAGAGGAACAGGAGCGGAAGAUCAAACAAGCGGAGGCGUUACUUGGACUGAAGCGUUGCACCAAACACACCCCUUUGGAACAAGAUGGCCUUCUGACGUAGAGUGGUUUAUCG